This is a messenger RNA of Ipomoea nil (Japanese morning glory), 4551 nucleotides long. RefSeq lists its product as uncharacterized. The coding region runs from base 1 to 4551 and encodes 1516 amino acids. The record is from RefSeq and is a predicted model, not a curated record. NCBI's taxonomy places the organism in Eukaryota, Viridiplantae, Streptophyta, Magnoliopsida, Solanales, Convolvulaceae. Gene Ontology annotation, molecular function: RNA-DNA hybrid ribonuclease activity; nucleic acid binding. The transcript is spliced from 2 exons.
AUGGAAGCAGGUGCGGAAGAAGCGGGGGACAAAGCCGGAGCAGAUGAUGAGCGGGAAAAUAAUGUGCAAUCAGAAAAGCCGGCAGAAGCUUACCAGGGUAUACCACGGGUGUCGCAGAAUCCGGGGCAGAGAGCUGAAGGCACCCGCAGACCCAAUGUCGUGGUGAAUGAGAAACAGAUUAAUAACGACCCUACACCGACUCGUGAGCUGAGAGCGAAUCCAAAUCAGGCCGGAACGAGGAGGUUGGUGGGGGAGAGGCCCAGGCGUGCGGCGGAGGAGAGCGAGCAUGUGGUUGUUCGGGGCGAGAAAGGUGGCUUAGUGAUUCAUUCCUCGCGUGUCUAUGCGGGCGAUACGGGAGAUGUGCUACCGUCCCCAGUUUGGCAAGACACUAGGGAGCACUUUGGCGACCCACCGGAGGUCUUUGACAACGAGGGAGACGCGGUGAUGUGCCUAGGCGAGCAACAGGAAGAUGAAGGUGGAAAGCCGUUCCUGCGCGCCCUAAAGUUUCUCAUAAAAUCGCAUAGGCUUAAGAUGAUCGCACUUUUUGAGCCCAAGGUCUCCGGCGAUCAUGCAAAUCUUAUAUGCAAACAGAUUGGCUUCUCUGAUUGGAUUAGAGUGGAGGCAAUUGGGUUCAGUGGUGGUAUUUGGAUUUUUUGGGAAGAUUCACUGCGAGUCACGGUUUCCUUUACUCACCCCCAAUUUGUUUUGUUGCAGGUGUGGGAGAGUAGCCAGCCACCGUGGUGGCUUGCUGCAGUUUAUGGCAGCCCUACACACCACCUUCGGAGGCGCCUCUGGCAGGAUCUAAGGCAAUCAACACGUGGGAUUGUUGGGCCUUGGAUUGCAGCCGGAGAUUUUAAUUCGGUACUGUCUAAGGACGAGACGAGUAAUUACUCUUCUUUUUCUUCCCGCAGGUGUUCUGACUUCGCGUAUUGGAUCCUGGAAGAAGGUUUAAUUGAUAUGGGAUUCUCAGGGCCAAAUUUGACUUGGGUGAAGGAUGGGAACACCAACAACACUAAGGGUGCCCGAUUAGACCGGGCUCUGUGUAGUGCCGAUUGGAGAAUGCGGUUUCCUGAGGCGUCUGUUUCUCACCUCGCUCGUUUCUCAUCUGAUCAUGCUCCUAUCCUCGUUUGCCUGGAUGGAAGCAAGAACCGGAGGAAAGCGGCUCCCUUCGCUUUUCAAGCGGCAUGGCUCACACAUGCGGACAUCCGUAAUGUAGUUGCGCGAACCUGGGAAGAGGGGAAGGGGGUGAUGGCAAAUACGGGCACCUUGGCUAAAACCUUGUCAACCUGGAAUAAAGAUGUAUUUGGUAAUGUUUUCAAACGCAAGAAGAUUCUAGCCUCCCGCAUAAGUGGCAUACAGAGGUGUUUAGCGGAAAACCAUCACAAGGGGCUUAUCAAGCUCGAGCUCAAACUCAGAAAAGAGCUGGAAACCACUCUCCAACAAGAGGAGCUUAUUUGGUUUCAAAAAUCGCGCGAAGAUUGGAUUUGUUCGGGUGACAGAAACACGGCAUUCUACCAUGCAGCAACGGCAAUACGCAAAGCCCGGGCCCCGGUUCGGGCGCUUCUUGAUGAGAAUGGGGAGUGGAUCACGCAAGAUGAAGCUUUGAAACGCCACGUCAGACUUUUUUAUAAGCAGCUCUUUACGGAAGAUACAGAGAGGACUAUACCAGUUCAGUACUAUGCUAAUUUUCCCCGCCUGCGGCCUAUUGACUGGGCGGUGUUUAACAGAUCAGUCUCGAAAGAGGAAGUCCAUGCUGCGCUCAAGGACAUGAAGCCUUUCAAGGCGCCAGGCCCGGAUGGUUUCCAAGCGGGGUUUUAUCAACACAUGUGGGACAAGACAGGGGAUGACGUGUUCAGUUUGGUUAAGCAGGCUUUCGCAACAGGUACUUUGCAGGAGGGUCUGAAUGAUACCCUUGUGGCAUUGAUUCCUAAGGUUCAGAGCCCGGAGACAGUCAAACAGUUUAGGCCAAUCAGCCUAUGCAACGUUGCGUACAAAAUUAUCACGAAGACGAUCACCAACAGACUUAAGCUUAUCCUACCUCAAAUAGUAGGCCCUUUCCAGAGCUCUUUUGUCCCCGGCAGGCAGAUUACGGACAACAUCCUCAUUUUUCAGGAGGUGAUGCACACAAUGCGGGAGAAGAAGGGUGAAACUGGGUACAUGGCAAUCAAGCUGGACCUUGAAAAGGCCUACGACCGGCUCUCUUGGGAUUUUAUUCGGGAUACCCUGGAUAAGACAGGUUUUACGGGGACUCUGAAGGAACUUAUGAUGACUUGUAUCCAAACUCCCAGGCUUUCCCUAAUCUGGAAUGGGGAACGGUUGGAGGCGUUCAGACCGGAAAGAGGCAUUAGACAGGGUGACGCAAUGUCUCCCGCUAUCUUUGUGUUAUGUAUGGAACGUUUAAGCCAGAUGAUUGUCAUGAAUCGAGAAAAGAAGGUUUGGAAGGGUAUAAAAAUUGCGAAAAAUGGCCCCACUCUAACUCAUCUUUGUUUUGCAGAUGACAUGGUGCUCUUUACGGAGGCCUCAAUGGAACAAGCAAAUGUCAUUUUGGAAUGCCUUGAGCAGUUUUGCCAAGCCUCGGGGCAAAAAAUCAGUCUUAGUAAAUCUCAAGUCUUCUUUUCAAAGAAUACCAGCCGGCAAAAGGUAGACGACAUCUCGCGGAGGCUCGGGAUUGAGCGUACGACGAACUUGGGUAAAUACCUAGGCGUGCCGGCCAUACACGGCCGGGUCACCAGUGCCACCCAUUCGGACCUGCUUGCUAGGAUAUCUGGUCGGCUAGACGGAUGGAAAGCGAAAACCCUUUCGCUUGCGGGUCGAGUUGUCCUUGCACGCUCGGUUCUGAAUGCUAUGCCGGCUUAUACCAUGCAGACGACCUAUCUUCCGAAGGGGGUUUGCUUGGAGAUAGAAAAACGAACGCGCAAAUUUGUGUGGGGAUCCAGUGACGCGGAUAGAAAGAUGAACUUGGUAAAUUGGAACUUGGUUACGACAGCAACAGAAGCGGGUGGGCUUGGAAUUAAGCGUAUGUGCGAGCUAAACAUGGCUUAUAUGGCGAAACUAGGAUGGAGGCUCCUGGCCGAGAAAGAUAGUCUCUGGGCACAGACAAUAAACGUGAAAUACAGGAAGUCGGAGGACAUCCAUGACCUGAGACAGGGACGGCGAAAGGUUUCAAAUGCUUGGCGUGGAAUUGCAGCAGCUUGGCCGGCCAUGCACCAGGGAGUGUCAUGUGUUGCCCGAAGUGGUGCUUCCACUCGGUUCUGGAUGGACAAGUGGAUCUCUACGGAACCUCUUUACGACCAGCUUUUGGCGCCUAUCCCUCUUCCGGAACUCUACGGUAUGGUGCGUGACUAUUGGGACGAAACAAGAGGAUGGAAAUGGGAAUUGUUGGAACACGCACUGCCACAAGAAGAAAUACGAAAUCUUGCAGGCAAAGUCUUAACGUCGGCAGAGAUUCAGGAUGAGCUGGGAUGGAGCAUGGAGAUUAACGGAAAGUUUACCGUCCGAUCUAUGUACCAAGCUUUGGUGGGCGAUCACCGAAACGCUCCGGAUGGCAUGUGGCGUAGAAUCUGGAGAAUGAAAGUUCCAGCAAGAGUUAGCAUGUUCCUUUGGCUCCUGCGACACAAGAAGCUUUUAACGAACGUCGAAAGAGCUAAAAGGAAGCUUACGGCUGAUCCUUUUUGUUUUCUUUGUGCAGGUAAGGUGGAGGACCUUCAACACUUGUUUCGCGAGUGCCCAGCAGCAAAAGGAAUCUGGGAAGCAAGCCUCCCUAGGCGAGUGAACGCGCAGCUGAAUGGCCUUGCCUGGGAGCAGUGGCUCGAGAUGAACCUGGAGGGUGAUGUGAGACGUGGCUUCGAUGAGAAUUGGCAGGCUCGUUUUGGGGCAAUACUAUGGUGGAUCUGGCGAUGGAGAAACGAAGGGAUUUUUAACCACAACAUCCAACCGUUUGAGGUGAAGCUAGGCUGGCUUGCUAAGUAUGACGUGGAGAUCAAGGAGGCUUUUAAAAAGAGACUGAACCCGGGUACUGGAGUUAUAACGGCAGCUAAUGAGCAGGUGGGCUGGACGAAACCUUCACGAGGAUGGCACAAGUUGAACGUGGAUGGCAGUUGCAAGGGAGAUGGAAUGGCCGGAUGUGGAGGUUUGAUCCGGGAUGAAGCUGGAGAAUACUGUGCAGGCUUCUCGUCCAGCGUUGGUCGUUGUCAAGUGCUCGAAGCGGAAGCUUGGGGGGUGUUCCAUGGUUUGCGUCUAGCGCGAGAGGAAGGUUGUGCAAAGCUUUUGGUAGAAAGUGACUCUAAGCAGCUUAUUGAUAAGUUGCGUAAGAAGGAUAAAGCAAGCAGUAAAGUCUGCAACAUUAUGUGGAGGUGCAUGCGUGAGGCUGAUAGGUUGCAACAAGUGGAGUAUGUUCAUGUGCGUCGUGAGGGAAACAAAGUGGCGGACUGGCUGGCGAGGUCAGCUAUUGCAACCCAAGUAGGGUACAGAGGUUUCAAGGAAGCUCCAAUCGAGAUAGAAGAGCUUCUCCAGCAAGACAAGAUGGGAGCUACUUUUCAUAGAAAUCUUUGA